Messenger RNA from Lagopus muta (rock ptarmigan), 5935 nucleotides. RefSeq names its product Yes1 associated transcriptional regulator (gene YAP1). The transcript is spliced from 12 exons. Gene Ontology annotation, molecular function: transcription corepressor activity; transcription coactivator activity; protein binding. Lineage: Eukaryota; Metazoa; Chordata; Aves; Galliformes; Phasianidae. Bases 2974 to 4668 code for a protein of 564 amino acids. The record is from RefSeq and is a predicted model, not a curated record. Gene Ontology annotation, biological process: hippo signaling; positive regulation of transcription by RNA polymerase II. Gene Ontology annotation, cellular component: cytoplasm; nucleus.
UUGCUGCUCGUUUUCUCCAUUUCAGGUCAAUGCAAGGCAGUAUCACAGCACAAGCGUUCAGCUUCGACCAGCAGUUUAAGCCCUAUCAAAAGGAUGAGUUCGUUAUGGUAGUUUUGAGCUCUUUAUAUAUUGAACACUUUUCGUUCUCCCACUUUGAAAUGAUACCUGUUGGAAGCCGACGAGAUGAAAAGUGCUGGAGUGGUGUUACUGCUCCCUGCCUGCUCGCUUUCCCCUUGAAAGCAGGUGAUGGAGGCACGGUGCCCGAAGUCGUGUUUUGUGGGCUAACUGUGCUGUUCUCUGAAAGUAUUUCAGUCUGUCCUCAUGUUACUCUGUUCUAAGACGGAACAGUUUAGUCAUUCCAGCCUCAGAAUGGCAAUCUGAAUUGGAUGCUGGCUUUAGCCACCACACUUCAAGUUGGGAAAUCUGCCCGAGGUCUGACUUUACACAGCUUACGUGCAGUCUGUCUCUUAGCUCACAGCUGUGACUGCUACGCACUGGUAAAUACACAGUGCAGCCAGGCGUGGUACCACGUGUCUGAAAAUUGUGAUGUUUUUAAAUUAACUGGAUACCUUUAUUUAAGGUAGAUUUGUGAGCAUUCGGCUUUCUGAGACUCAAUUAUCUUGCUGACUUGUUCUCGACUUGUCUGCAAAUCUGUUCAUCUGGUUGCGAGUAGAAAAAAACCACAGAAUGGUUUGUGUUGAAAGUGACCUUAAAGAUCAUCUUGUUCUACGCCCCUGCCAUGGGCUGGCUGCCCCCCACCAGCUGAGGCUGUCCAAGGCUCUAUCCAGCGUGGCCUUGAGCAACUCCAGGGAUGGGGCAGCACAGCUCUGUGGGCAGCUGUGCCACGGCCUCUCUGCCCUCUGCCUGACAUCUACCCAAAUCAUCAUCUAGGACUUUAAAAACAGCAUGAUUUGGGUGUUUUUUUUUAAACUUUGUUGACUUAGAAACUUUUUAUUCAGUUUAUGUCUACUUUAUAUUGCUGUCUUGGUUGAAUAAUUGGGCCUCUUGGUAUUUUAAAGGAAUUCAGAUGGAAAUAUACCAAUAUUUCAUCUCCCACUGAAAAACAUUGCAAAUGAUUGAAGUUUUCCAAGUACGCAUUUAGGUUUUCAACGCUUGUCUCUUUUGAAUUAAAAGUUUAAAAAUUUCACUAAGAAAUGAUAAAUUCUCAGUAGCUGUCAAUUAACUGAGAGUGAAAAAACCAUUAUUUUACAUAGUCUGGUCUCUCUGUGUCCCUGAAAGGUGAUAAAGAGAUUUGAUGAUGUGGAGACUGAAAAAUCCAUCAUUUUCUUUAGCAGUUUGUUAGUGAUUUUUCACCCUGGUUGUGAACAUAUGCAUAACUGUAUGUUUUCUUAACUGACUUAUCUAUCAUUUAAACUUGUUGGCUGUCAACAGUACUAUGCAUUUUUCUUUUUUAUUGAUAUGAAUUAUUAAGAUGCAAUAUUCAAAUCUCACUGUCAGAUGUUUUUUCCAUCCCUUCAAUAACAUAAUUGGGUAUUUUGCAUCUGUUGAAUCAUUUCUAUCUGUUUACGUUUGACCACGCUUCAACUUUAUUUACAAAAUGUAAAUUUUAGCAUUUCUUUUUUUUUUUUUUUAAUUUCUAAAGCAUUCCAUGCAGAUGUAGAAAUCUUUCAUCCCUUUUCCCUUUUUCUGAACUUCCAAGGAUUUCUUUAAUCUUUUUUGUCUGUUACUGGACUGUAAAUCCUUAAUGUAAAAUCUUCAUAUUACACACAUAGAUGCUGGUGAGGAUAUCUUGCAUAUAUAAAGGACUUGAGCUACACAGUUACAGAAACAUGUAUCUGGUGGUAUUUGGUAUCAAACUGAAAGAUCACACAGCAUGUACUUACUAAUUGGAUCCUUGCAGUUUGUUUUGAAAGAAUCUAUGGCACUAUCUAUGAUGAUUUUAUGUUUAAUUAAAUUAACUCUUAUUCUCUUAUUUGAAUAUUAUAGGCGUUUUUUAAUGAUCAGAAUGUGAUCUCCAAUUUAAAGUUGCUCUCAGCUUCAGGACAUUGGACUACAUUGGGAAAUUCUGAAUCUCGAGGUUCAACUCUCAGGUCUCAGAUGGAGAACAGCGGCUUCCAGUACAUUCGAACUUUUCCACUUGCAGUUUACUUUUCUGAAUUACUGAAUAGGACACAAACCCUCUCCCUUUCCCCAAUACAAAAGCCUGUAAUAGCUCAGUUUCUUAUAACUUGAGCUGAAUAACUGGGAAAAUAAAAGAUGUCUCCUUUAUUUCAAGUCAUUUGAUAUCUGAUUUUUAUUAAUUUUGAAUCGGUUUUUGAUUUAUAGGUCUUUACAAAACAGUUUCUAUGUUAGAGGCUGAUUUAGCUUGUUGUAAAUCUCAUAAAAUUAAAUUUCUAUUCCUGUGAAAGGAAUCCAAAGCACUAGAAGUUAGAGGAGCCUGUGGGUAAAGGACUGGAAGUUAGCGAAAAUGAAUAAAUCGGUGAAGAAAAAAACCUCUUUUUCCCCUUAGGUUAUAAGGCCUGAAGUCAUGCUUUUUCCAUCUGGCGGUUUCGGAGGUGUAAUUUGACUUGGUAGUUUCUGUAUGGGCAGCUAAGAGAAUGUCCAAAACAUUUGUUAUUGCUUUUUAAUAACCAAAGGUACCUUUUUUCAUACCAUAUCUUUGGAUGUGAAGCUAAGCAAUUAACCACCAAGCAUUUCACUAUAACUCACUUUCUCUACAUCAUAUUGGCAUGCAAGUUGUUUUUUGGUUUUUUUUGUUUUGCUUUUUUGGCUCAAAUAAACAUUUUCAAGCAUAUUUUCAAGCUCCUCUUUAAUUGUUUUUCUUAGAGUGGAUUGGAUAGGUGGUAGGAAUUCUAUGGAUUUAUGAAUCAAAAUGCUGAUCUGAAUUAACCUAUGAAUAAUUUCUAUGGAUAGUAUCUGGGAGAAACGUCAGGGAUUGUUGGAAACAUAGAGGGAAGAGAAAUGUUAGCUUAUGCGACGUGUGUGAAGAUUAGGAUCAGAAGGAAGUGAUACAUGGGCUUAGAAGCAUUACAGUUCAUAGAUCCCCCUCUUUUUUUUAAUUUAUCACAAAAGGCUUCAAGUGAAUCUUUCCUUUCUAUUCCAGAUUCCAAAGUGACGAAAAUUGAAGCUACUUUAGUGCCCUGUACACAGACUUCCAUGUCAUUUUUUGAUCGGCUCUACACUGAAGGAAUUGUUAGAGAAAAUGGAGUCAUUGUAAAAUGUUACGAUGAAUAUUACGAUGAUAUCCUUAUCUCUGAUGAACUAAGGAAGGUUUUGCUUCUGGAAGAUUCAGAUCAUUAUGACAUAUUUAGUGAAUCAGACCGCAAGGAAUUUCUGUUCUGUCUUUUUAAACAUCUUUGUAUUGGAGGAACUCUGUGCCAGUUUGAAGAUGUACUUGGCCCAUACUUAGAAACUACAAAGGCUUUAUAUAAAGACUUGGUGAGUGUUCAAAAGAAUCCUGAAACAAAAGAAAUAAGCAUUACUUCUACUGUCUUCAGAGUGUCUGCAUAUGCCAGCACUGAUGCAGGGACAGCCGGAGCCCUGACCCCUCAGCACGUCCGUGCUCAUUCCUCUCCAGCAUCCCUGCAGCUGGGGGCCGUGUCCCCUGGCACGCUCACACCCUCUGGAGUAGUGACUGGACCUGGAGCGCCGUCUUCUCAGCAUCUCCGCCAGUCUUCGUUUGAGAUCCCUGAUGAUGUACCUCUGCCACCGGGCUGGGAGAUGGCCAAGACACCAUCUGGACAGAGAUACUUCCUUAAUCAUAUUGAUCAAACAACAACAUGGCAAGAUCCCAGGAAGGCCAUGCUUUCCCAGAUGAAUGUUACAGCUCCCACCAGUCCUCCCGUGCAACAGAACUUAAUGAACUCAGCAUCAGGCCCACUCCCCGAUGGAUGGGAACAAGCUAUGACCCAGGAUGGAGAAAUUUACUACAUAAACCAUAAGAACAAGACAACAUCUUGGCUAGACCCAAGGCUUGACCCACGCUUUGCCAUGAAUCAACGAAUCAGCCAAAGUGCUCCGGUGAAACAGCCACCCCCUCUGGCUCCUCAGAGUCCCCAAGGUGGCGUCAUGGGUGGGAGUAGCUCCAAUCAGCAACAACAGAUGAGACUUCAGCAGCUACAGAUGGAGAAGGAAAGGCUGAGACUGAAGCAUCAAGAACUGCUUCGGCAGGUGAGGCCACAGGCAAUGCGGAAUCCCAGCACAGCAAAUUCUCCAAAACAUCAGGAAUUGGCUCUCCGUAGCCAGCUUCCAACAAUGGAACAAGAUGGUGGAUCUCAAAAUCCCGUAUCAUCUCCUGGAAUGUCUCAGGAACUGAGAACAAUGACUACAAAUAGUUCUGAUCCCUUUCUUAACAGUGGAACAUAUCACUCCAGAGAUGAAAGCACAGAUAGCGGACUUAGCAUGAGCAGUUACAGUGUACCCAGAACCCCAGAUGACUUCCUGAACAGUGUUGAUGAGAUGGAUACAGGUGACAGUAUCAGCCAAAGUAACAUACCGUCCCAUCAGAACCGAUUCCCAGACUACCUUGAAGCCAUUCCAGGGACAAAUGUGGACCUUGGGACACUGGAAGGAGAUGGGAUGAAUAUAGAAGGAGAAGAACUGAUGCCAAGUCUGCAAGAGGCUUUGAGCUCUGACAUCCUAAAUGACAUGGAAUCUGUCUUGGCAGCCACCAAGCUAGAUAAAGAGAGUUUUCUUACUUGGUUAUAGGGGCCUCAGGGAGACUGAAUUCUAAUUCUGUGAAGGAUCUAAGGAGAAUAGGACAUCUGUAUCUGAAGUUCAGAACAAGUCAGUGUGGCACACUUUGGCUUGUGUUCAGAAAAAGUAAAUGAACAAAUAUUCAGCAAGAUUCUUUCAUUUUGCUCUUCCUUGUCCAUCGCUGCUGUUAUAUAUUGCUGACUUUUUUCCACAGUUGACUCUGAAGAACAGACAUCUUCUUGACCUUUUUCUAUUGCUGUUGCAACUACUGUUGGGGGGUGGGGGAGGGAAUGAUGAGCCUAUUUGAAUGACGAAUGCCAUUCCUUUUGUCCUAGUGUGCGCUUGCAUAUCAUUUUUAUCUAAGUACUCAGAUGUGAGAGUAAAUUUCUGCAUGUCACUGCUUGUAGUUUGCUCAGCUAGUUGUCUCCUGCUGCCUGUGGAAAGUGGUAAAACGUGACAUACUGGGGUGACAAGCCAAAAAUGAUGUAUCUGGUCAAAUGAAGUCAAUACUGAUUUGGAGAUAUGACUUAAAGGAGGGCUGAAAACUGGCAUUAAGUGUUUCCACUAGUAGCUCCUUCAUUAGCCACAAAGUGCUUUUGUUCAUAUUUUAUGUUAUAGUAAAUCAUGAGUCAUUUUACAUAGAAACAUAUAUGAACUUUGAUUGUUGCCACUUAUUCUAGCCUAACUCUUGUUUGUCAAAAAUAGUUUGAUUAUUUUUGUUAGUUGAUUUAAGUGUAGCUAUAGGAUGGGAAGUAAUUUUAGGUGUUCUUUUUUUAAAUAGUGAAAUCUAAGGUUUUUUUCUGAUUUCACAUAGUCUUAUUUAAAUCUGAAUUGUCUGCUUUUUUUAUACCCAAACCAUGGCUAUUGUAGCGCAAUAAGCUAGUGAGUGCAUAAAACAGUGCGUUUUGCCUGCAACUUUUCUAUUUUUUUUAAAGGCUAGCUUUGAAUGUAGUCCUUAGAAUCCAUGACCAGUGGCUUAUUUUUCAUGUUUCUUUGCAAAAUACUGAAUUAGAAGCUAAGUGUGCUAUUUACCAUUCUAAAAUGCAUCUUAAAGUAGCAGAAACAAUUUUACAGUGACUGAUGCGUCCAAUCUCUCUUCUGGUUUUCAGUUUUGUAUCUGAAUGAGUUUAGAUUCUUUGAUGGGAAAAAACUUGCUGAAAAUUUUCUCCUGAGUGAGCGUGGGAAAAUGGUCUGAACUAUGAAUAUCACUGUAAGUUGCAAUGAAAAGGCUAGAACACCAAAAAAAACAAGAAUCCUCAGUAAAAACUCUGAAGUGUAA